Molecule: messenger RNA, 855 nt
Organism: Symbiodinium necroappetens
Lineage: Eukaryota; Dinophyceae; Suessiales; Symbiodiniaceae
Source: the annotation of a GenBank genome assembly
AUGGCCGGGGAGCUCGCCGGGCUCGGGGAAGCGGAUGGAGUCGGCAGCGGGGUCGUCGAGGAAGUGGCGCUGGGGGAGGAAGCCGCGAAAGGCGCUGUCUUGCCGAGCGAUGCACAUCCCCAGGUCCAAGCUAUCGGCCUCGAGAGCCUGGAGUACUUGGCAUCUUCACCCAGAACGGACCUAGAAGGCGGAGAGACCCCAGUUAGCCUUGGAAUGCCCUUUUCUGCAAGGGUCCGUGUGGAAGAUCCGGAAGCUCUGGAAGCAAGCCCUUCCACGGAGAGGGCCGAAGCUGCGGAGGAGAAGGCCUUGCCACAAACGACUGAAAGCAUUCCUCUGCCCUCGCCAUCCUCGCCUCGACUGGAGGAGUCUGAAUCUUCAGGUCUUCAAGCCAAUGAAGUGGCUCCUUUGGAUUGGGAACUGGUCCAAGCUGAGGCUAGUCCUGCGAAAUCGGCUGGGAGCCGUCCUGAAUCGCUUGAAGGGCCUCUGCCCUCUGAUACUACUCUUGUGCCAGCGGGGCAAGCUGCUCCGGCAGAGGCCGAGAGCCAAGGGGACCCAGCUGAAGCCACUGAAGCCUUGGCUUCCGAGGAGGGCGGCGACCCUGGGUCCGAAGAUCCGGAAGGAGGCGUUGAAAUCGCGGCUUCGGUUCCGGAGCCCGAGCCGAAAGACGAGGCUUCCACCCCGGAGGUGUCUGAGGCCAAGCGCCGCUUCGAGGAGGUGCCCAUGCUGCCUCCAGAUUCCUUUUUCCAGUCGGACGACUUGGAGAGAUUGAAGCUGGAGGCCAUCGACGAAGCCCGAGCACUCUUGGCCUGGCUCGUACCAGGUCCAGGGGAAGCCCUGUCGCCGGAUGAGCAGGAG